AUGAGCUCGUUAGGGUCGCGACGAAAAGCCCGUGUAAUAAAAAUUGAUGAUGAGGACUCAGAGGGCGCCGAGAAUGCCGGCUCUGAGAUUGGUGGCGCGACAAACGCAGGUAUGUUACCCUGCCAAGUUUGGGACUGUUUGAGCCACUCAUAUGAGACUGACUCCAACUCGAUGACAGAAUCUUCACAGCCGUCCUUCAAGAUAAAACCAGCGAAAAAGGGAAACAGGCAGUCUGGCCUUCGAAAAACAUUCACCGCUGAUAAUGAGGACGACAAAGCAUCUCACAACGAUGAAGAUGGUGAGAACGGCCCUGUGGUUGUGAAAGCCAGGUUUGGCGCCCAAAAACAGAAGAAAAAGUCCAAUUCGAGACUGUCUUUUGGUUUAGGAGUUAAUGAGGAGGGAAAUGAUACUACGUCACUGGAAAAACCGUUGAAAAGGUCAAAACUAGGGCAGCGGGUGGUUGAGAACAUUGCCGUGAAGCGAGGCAUAGCCAUGAGAGGAUUUCCGACUCGAACGUCUGAAGACGAUGACGAUAGGCCUCGAUACAGCAAGGAAUAUCUCGACGAACUGCAGUCGUCCACACCCACCACACCCGUAGACUCUGCAUCUAUACCAACGGAUGGCGAUGAAAUGGAGCUCGAUGCAUCCGAGCUGGAGGGGGCUAUGAUAGUAGACUCCCCGGCGCCUGCACCUCCUGCAACCAAGAUUCAAGUACUCACCGAUGCCGAAAUCCAAGAGCGAAAAGAGCGCCGAGCAAGACUAGCGCAGGAGCAAGAUUUCUUGUCUGUCGAGGACGACGACGACGACGACGACGACAGGAGAGCCAAGAAGAAGGAAGAUACAAGGCUAGCGACCGACGAAGAUCAGAUGGGCGAAGGCUUUGACAACUUUGUCGAGGAUGGCGGGGUCUCUCUCGGGAAGCGCGCCGAGAAGCAGCGGCGCAAGCAGGACCGGGCCAAGAUGGCGGAGCUCAUCAACGCAGCCGAGGGUCACUCUUCCGAUUCGUCCUCCGACAGCGAGGCGGAGCGCCGCAUCGCGUACGAGACUUCACAGACGCGCUCCGGCAUGGACGGCCUCAAACGCCCGCGCAGAGACCCGGCCAAGGAUUUGCUGCAGAUGCCGCCGCCCAAGAUGACGCCGCUGCCGAGCCUGGCCGAGUGCGUCGCGCGUCUGCAGGCGACGCUCGGCGGGAUGGAGGCGCAGAUGCAGCUCAAGAGCGCGGCCGUGGCGCAGAUGCGAAGCGAGAGGCAGAGCAUCGCCGCGCGGGAGAGGGAGGUGCAGGCGCUGCUGGACGAGACGGGCAAGAAAUACCAGGAAGCAAUGGGAAAGACGGCGGAGCUUGGCAGCAGCAGCAAAGGGCCAUCUGCGACGACGACAACGACGACGACGACGAAAAGUGUCGUCGACGAUGACGCUUUUGCUGGCGAUCGCGGUCCGGAGAGCUUGGGAACAAGUCCAGGCCGAGGGAGGACGGCGGGCGAUGCAUUAUAG
Beauveria bassiana ARSEF 2860 is the source of this 1491-nucleotide messenger RNA. RefSeq lists its product as uncharacterized. The transcript has a single exon. Lineage: Eukaryota; Fungi; Ascomycota; Sordariomycetes; Hypocreales; Cordycipitaceae. Gene Ontology annotation, biological process: spliceosomal complex disassembly. The coding region runs from base 1 to 1491 and encodes 496 amino acids. The record is from RefSeq and is a predicted model, not a curated record. Gene Ontology annotation, cellular component: U2-type post-mRNA release spliceosomal complex.